CAGUCUUCGUAUAAUUUCAUGAAAUAUUUCACGGAAAUUCAUCAUCUUUCACAUUUUUCAUUUACGAACCCUGGGAGAGAGAAACAACCCCCAGUUCCAAACUGAAACGAGCAUGAUAAGAGUGAUCUUCGAACGACCCAUAUUGCUCCAAACAUGACGUCAUCUUGGUUCAGGGUGGAGAGAAAGGGAGGCGGUCCUCUGUGACGUCAGAGAACCGUAAACUCGCGCUCACCCUACCAUCGUACAGCCCGCAAGAUAUUGAUUCCAAUUCGUUGCGUGAACCUUUUAAACCAGAUGAUACCGGACCACACGUGAUCAGUCUUUUACAUCAGUCAUAGAACUUUUGAGAAAGUGCGUCCUGAUUCAGUCUAUAGGUAGGUAAGUUAUGGAAGAAUAAUCGUCUGAUCUCACCGAAUUAGGAUGAAUGAUGAUGAAAUCAAUGGGAAUUCGAGCACAUCAGAAUUUUCAAUCGGAAAUAUAUCGCUGAGCAAUGAUGAUGUCUCCGAGUACACUGAUGCAGACGAGUCCAUAUCAGCCCCGACUGAGCUUCUGUCUGAAUUUUUAUCAUCUGUCAUGAUGAAAAACUACCAUUCAGCAUUUAAAUACUGCAAG
Bemisia tabaci is the source of this 612-nucleotide messenger RNA. Lineage: Eukaryota; Metazoa; Arthropoda; Insecta; Hemiptera; Aleyrodidae. The record is from RefSeq and is a predicted model, not a curated record.